Messenger RNA from Saprolegnia diclina VS20, 1371 nucleotides. RefSeq lists its product as hypothetical. The transcript is spliced from 10 exons. The record is from RefSeq and is a predicted model, not a curated record. The coding region runs from base 1 to 1371 and encodes 456 amino acids. Lineage: Eukaryota; Oomycota; Saprolegniomycetes; Saprolegniales; Saprolegniaceae.
AUGCCACUUGCGAUCUUUGGCCGUCCGAUGCUCAUUGCCGUCGUCUUGGACGUCGUCCACAAGGAAGGCGAGGACAACCUCCUGUACGUGAGCACCAAGUCGGGCUGUGACGCACUCUUGCCGCUGCGCGGCGUCGUGGCUGCUGCGGCUGGCGCGGCGCGGACACUCUUUCGAGAACGCAUUCAAAGCUGCACGUUUGCGCCGGGGGUGUGCGCCGCCUACGUCGACGACGGCGACCUCCUCUUCGUCCUCUUGCAAGACGGAGACGACGGCUCGAUCUCGUGGCUACAAGCUUGCGCGAUCAACUGCUACGAGUUUCUACAGAGCGCGUUUGGCCCGCCCGGCGUCAAGUGCUGCGACUGGACCAAGCAGUCGGCGGCCGUCGACGACGUUGUCACCCAGUGGAUUGCCGCCGUCGCGCACGAACGGGGCAUGGUCUGGCGAACAUUGUUCCCCCAUUCGACGCCGGCGCGCCGCCUGCCGUGGAGCACUCUCAUGGAGAUACACGGACCGCAGUACCUCAACGUUGCCGAACUGCCAAGCUGUGGGCGUCCGAUCGGCGUCCUCCUCUGCUAUGCGCAGCAGGUCGUGCUCUCGACCUUUGGCGCUGCCACCACGCGACUUCUCCACCAGUGGGCUCUCUUUUACGUGCGCGCCGGAGCCUGUCAUGUCCGACACAUCAACGUCCUCGACGACGCCGCGCACGAAGUCGUGGGUCGCAUACUGACGCUGCUCUGUCAUGGCGCGUGGGCGUUGCUCGUGCUCGACCCGAUCACGGACAACCCUCCGUCGACCGAAUUCGACGCAAGCGCAACUACGCACGCCUUUGGGCAUCAGCUCGCGACCGAGGCUCCACUCAUCGUCCUGCCGCCGCCGCACGCUAACGCGUACCUGCAUGUGCUGCGUUGGAGCAAAGUGCAUUUCCGCUUUCACGAGCAAGCGCCCAUGAAAGCUUGCGCAUUGGUCGACGCCGCGUGGACUCGCUGCGUUGAGAGCAUGCGUGCGCGGUAUGCAGUGGCCGAGGACGCUCAUCGUAUCGCCACGUCUCCGUUCAUGGAGCACCCGGAAGCCCCGCUUGCGGACGACACGGCGUGGAUGCUGCAUGUCGCAGUGCCCAGCGACGAUGGCGAAGACGUUGGCGGCAGCGGGUACGACCGCGGUCUCUUUCCCCCGAGUAGUUCGCUCUACCGCCCGAGCCCCGUGCUGUCGCAGCGCAUCUCGACCCAGGCGCGUCGCCUGCGCGUCAAAACGUCGCAAGACGCGCUGUGGGUGCGCGCCUUUCACGGGGCCGACCAUGAUGUCUACGUGUGCUACGACGCGUCGACACCGCACCAUGUUCUGGAGGCAGCAUGCACCGUCCAAGGCGAGUGA